This is a messenger RNA of Knipowitschia caucasica, 339 nucleotides long. NCBI's taxonomy places the organism in Eukaryota, Metazoa, Chordata, Actinopteri, Gobiiformes, Gobiidae. The record is from the annotation of a GenBank genome assembly.
AUGUACAGGCCGACAAACGCGCACAUGGGGGUUCCGAACGUACCACCUGUAUUUCCACUGGGCGACAUUGCGACGCAGCUCACAAAAAUACGCACAAAGCACCAGCGAUCUUGCCGUAAAUCCUUUCGAGUCUCGCUGGAAAGUCUCCGAGGGGGUUCUCUCUCACGCCCGACGCUAUCGAAGGCGCACCUGAAAACGGAAAGGAUAAGCCCCAGUCUGGAUCUCCUUCCAAGAAUCGGAGAAGAAAAGGGGCGAGACGGGGAAGGGGGAACACUGGGGACCACCGCGAUGGGGGCCGCGGUGACUGUCAACCCCCGGAACAAGAAAAAAAUCCAGUAA